CUUUUAACUGUUUAUCAAAAUGCUAGAAUGAAUUCUUCUGGUGGAUGUGUAACUAAAGACAAUAUUAAAGGUGAUGAAUCAAUUCCGCAUGUAAUUGAUUUGUCUGCUUCUGAUUCGCAUUUAUCAAAACGUGUAAAGAUAGUAAAUAAAGUUGAUAAUUCUAGAUUAGUUGACUUAAAUAAUGUUGAUGAGUAUGUGAUGGAUAUAUUGAAUUAUAAUGAUGAAUGUAAGAGAAAGGUUUGUAGUUGUGAAAAGGUGAAUAAAGGAAAGUCUAGUUCUUCUAUAGUGCAUAAUACAAGAAGUCAAGCCAGGAUGCUUAAAAAUGUAAACGAUAAUGAUGAUUAUUAG
Messenger RNA from Racocetra fulgida, 348 nucleotides. NCBI's taxonomy places the organism in Eukaryota, Fungi, Glomeromycota, Glomeromycetes, Diversisporales, Gigasporaceae. The record is from the annotation of a GenBank genome assembly.